Messenger RNA from Exophiala mesophila, 2393 nucleotides. RefSeq lists its product as uncharacterized. The transcript is spliced from 3 exons. Gene Ontology annotation, biological process: alternative respiration. Gene Ontology annotation, molecular function: alternative oxidase activity. Gene Ontology annotation, cellular component: mitochondrion. The coding region runs from base 327 to 1355 and encodes 342 amino acids. Lineage: Eukaryota; Fungi; Ascomycota; Eurotiomycetes; Chaetothyriales; Herpotrichiellaceae. The record is from RefSeq and is a predicted model, not a curated record.
GUCGCCCUGACGGCUGAUUCCUCGAUAACGGUCCUGGAACCCCUGUAAUCCUCGUGCUUUACCCCAUCCGCCACACGGAUGCUUCGCUGCCUCGUGCCUCUUCCAUUUCAGCAUCGGAUGGGACCCCGGGCUCCAUAGAUUGACAAAAAGCCUCGCCGUCCCAGGUCCUGCCUGUCAUGCGUAUUCGUAUAUUAAGGUUGCUCAGCAUCCCAUAUGCUUGCCUCAUUCCCAGCUCGGUGUCGAACCACCUCCCAAAUAUUAUUUUUACCUCGUCACCUCAUCACCUCUUCAGUUAAUCCCAUUGAUGACCAACACCCUUUCCCAUCAUGAAUUCUUCGCGGGCAACAUUACUUCCCUCCCUAACCACCAACAUCUCCCGUGUUGCCAGCAAAGGUCUUUACUGCAGUACCGCCACCACAGGCUUGCGAGCAAGUUAUUCUGCCCUCAGACCUUUGGCCUCGUCGAGGCACCGGAACUUCUCAACUUCGCAAAAGACUCAGCUUGAUUUCUUCCCUCCUCCAAAGAACCUCCCCAACAUUAAAAUCACGCCCCCAUCAUGGCCGCACCCACCUGCCAGCGAGGAACAGCUGAACAAGAUUGAGGUCGCUCACCGAGAGACAAGGACUCUGUCGGACUCGGUGGCAUACAACACUGUACGGUUCCUACGCUGGGGCACCGACUUAUUCACUGGCUACCGCCACGACCCCAACAAACCAUACAUUAUGAGCGAACGCAAGUGGCUGAUCCGAUUCAUCUUCCUCGAAACUGUUGCAGGGGUGCCGGGUAUGGUGGGAGGGAUGCUUCGGCAUCUGCGCAGCUUGAGACGGAUGAAGAGGGAUAACGGCUGGAUCGAAACCCUUCUCGAAGACGCAUAUAACGAACGCAUGCACCUGUUGACAUUUCUCAAAAUGGCCGAGCCGGGUUGGUUCAUGAAGCUCAUGAUCCUCGGCGCACAGGGAGUCUUUUGCAACGGCUUUUUCUUCGCCUACCUCAUCAACCCUACCAUCUGCCAUCGCUUUGUCGGCUAUCUCGAAGAAGAGGCCACCAAGACAUACAGCUAUGCCAUUGAGGAUCUUGACUCCGGCAAAUUACCCGCGUGGGAAACCCUGCAGGCACCAGAUAUUGCCGUCAAGUAUUGGAACAUGCCCGAAGGCCAUCAGACCAUGAGAGAUCUGUUGUUGUACAUCCGAGCAGACGAAGCCAAGCACCGAGAGAUCCAUCAUACUUUGGCAAAUCUCAAGGCCGAAGACCCCAAUCCAUUCGUGUCGGUCUACAAGGACCCCACUAAGCCUCAUCCUGGCCCAAGUAUUGAGCAUAUCAAAUCAAAAGGCUGGGAAAGAGAAGAUGUUAUUUGAGGAAGUUGGAUCAUGUGCCAUUAGACUUUUGGGAGUUUCGCACAGGUUUUACCACAAAUGAUAAAUGCUAUCUACAUAGCGGACGAAUUGAGAUGAUUAUUUGUAACAGCAACAGACAGAAGCGUACGGAGUACUGUAAAACAGCCGUGAAGAGUCUUUGUUUUGACGAUUUCCUUGCGAGUUAAAAGGUGGGGUGUCACUGGUGGGUACUGAUGUCAACCUGCAUGGCCUGGCGCUGAGAUACUUUGAUACCCGUGGUGGAAGAGAUGAACCAUGGACGCGUUUGGGGACGAUCAUUGGUAUUUUGAUCCCAAAGCGAUGCCGCUAGGGCAGCACAAGCCUGUUACUUGUGGGGGUCUACUUAUCCGCAGAGGUCUUAGCCUCCAGGGUUCCAGGUGGUGACAACAUGAUGAAUGGUCAAUUAUUGGAGGUUCCUCGUCAGGCAUCUGAUUAGACUUGGAGCUAAUCCACGCAAGCUUGAAGGAUGGACGUGUCGUCCGUCGCGUUAGAAAAAUACCCGAAUGCAGAGUCCGUGGAUGAGCAGCGUGAGUGGGCGCGACUAUUGCCUACUGUGAACUGGUGCCUGAUGCCUCAUGACCAGCCAUCUCUCAUUCAUGAUCAGGUGCCAUGUUCAAAUAGAAAACUUGGAUGCCACUGGCAUUACCAGCCACCGAAUUUUAAAUAUUAUGGUGUGUGGGUGUAAAUGAAUGGCGCCGCUCUAUGCCUAUCGCGUAAAGGACGAAUCCAUUUGACCUGAACAAAUUGGAUGCUCGUCUAUCUGGCUACGGAGUACAUCUUGGAUCCAAAACAAACUAGCUGGCCAGACAAACAAGCACCAAGUCGUUUUAGGACAGCAAUAGCUGGGAAUGUCUCUUGUCUCUGUGUAGCCUUGUAAUAAGGAACAGGCUCAGACGUCCUUGUGCAGCAGUACAAUUAUUAAAUGCCUGCGCAGUGGUCGAGGACUGAAAACCUCGCUAAUAAGUUACGAAGAGUACGAGUAGUGACAAAGAAACGUACCUACCUAGAGGUACCUCAUGU